This is a messenger RNA of Cyclospora cayetanensis, 1884 nucleotides long. RefSeq lists its product as uncharacterized. The transcript is spliced from 4 exons. The record is from RefSeq and is a predicted model, not a curated record. Lineage: Eukaryota; Apicomplexa; Conoidasida; Eucoccidiorida; Eimeriidae. The coding region runs from base 1 to 1884 and encodes 627 amino acids.
AUGCUACUUCAUGAACAAAGACAAUCUGUUAGCCUAGCAUCGACUUACAGGGGGUCUUCCCAGCGUGUGCCUUACGCGGAACUUACGGAGCUUUCAAUAGUCUAUGCUGUAACCAUUGCCGCAAUAAACCUCAUUCACCCGAAGCAGCAUUGGAUGCCUCCUUAUCCCCUCGGAGAAAACAGCAAUCAUUGGGAAAAUGCUGUUGCUUUCCGGUUAGGCAUGUGCAGCAAAAUUCUAGCAGCGAAGAUCACCGCUGCUGCCCUGCGACCCCCUGCGUCUGCGUGUGCGGCAGAAAGGCUUAAUAACUGCCGUUUUCUCGGCGGCGCAACAACAGCGUGUCACAACCCCUCAACCGAUGCUGUAGUCCACUUUUGCUUCCGUGCUGAGGAGGCUUUUGCAGGGUCGCUCUGUUUUCCUGUUGUGCGGCGUGCAGCUGCGGGAGCAGUCUCGGACGCUCUAUGCUGUCAAGGGCCCAGGAGAGACUUUUCAACAGAAAUGCAAUUUAGAAUGAACAAUGCAAUGCGAAUGUAUCCACACAGGUAUACCUUAGGUUCACGUUUCAAUAUGGGCUACCACAUUAGAGACACCAGUCCUCCCCCUAACUGCGUGCACGAGACCUCGGACAAUCCAGUUCCAGUUGCACUCAGGGAAGCUGGCGCAGUGCUCCCAUCAGCUGCGUACCAGUCUAAAGCGGUAAUACUACCACCUGAGGGCUAUAACCCUCCCCAUCCAUCGCAGACUUUCCUCCCUUGCCAGGCUUGGGAUUAUUCCGUUGAUCAAGGGUCACAAAAUAGGAAAUUAAUCCCCGUGAUCCCGCCGCCUCUGUCGCCUCGAGCUGACCGGACCCUCCUUGAGCCAUUUAGGCCAAGGUGUGACGCUACAGGUCCAGGCAGGAGUCACUUUCCGCAGCUGGGGUGGGGGUCACCCCAGGAGUUCUUGACAACUGGAUCCACCCAACCCGGGAAUACGCCACGCGACGCUUUCUUGGCGGCCAGUUUCCCGCGCACCGUAGAAUAUGUCGGAUUGAUGCAUAUAGAAAAGGAGUGCGUGGGCGGUGACCUCGCAAGUGAAAGGGAAAAGGCGGGAGGCACAGCUUGCGAAAAGACAAAGCCAGUGGAAGCUGCGGAGCAUGAGGAACAGCAAGACUACAAGGAUGCAACAGAGGCUUCUGAGCCGUUAGAAUCGUUUGGGGGCGAUAAAAUGAGUGCGAAAGAAGCAUCACCGAUUUCUCUCCUUCCUCGUCAGGUGCCUGAUGGAGGGGAGAAGAAGGCGGCCGACGAGGACUGCGCGACACUACAGGCCAACCAAUCUUCAGAAGACGACCAAACAAGCCUUGAAAGCCGACCGCUACCAUCAGGGAGGCCGGAAGAAUCUCAGCGCGAUGUCAUGGAGGAGGCACAAGAAGGCAGAGAGGCUGCUGGUAAAGGUGAUGCUGAAGAAGGGGACGCUACAUUACAUGAGAACCAAGAAAAUAAUGCAGCCAAUUCUGGCGUGCCUUCAUCCGACAAGCUUCUGGUAACGGAAGCAAGGGGGGAUCAAACAGUAGAUGCGGACAAAUCAUCAACUAUUGGCAUUAGCAUGUGCAGCGAUGAGCUUAACGGGACAAAAAAAAAGGCUCCGGUUAUCUCCAUGACUUUUACAGCCGUGGGGUUUGCCAAUCCGGAAUCAACUACGCCUCGACAUGCCAAGACCCAAGGGCCACUUCUUGGGGGGAUCGAAGGCUCGAGCGAUAUGGCUGGCAACGCGCAGAUCCGGCCAAUCGGGUACGUCCCGCCAGAAGAUGGCAAAUACAAGGAACUGGUGGUUGGAAAACAGGUUUUUCUUGAAGGAGGUCGCUUCUACCUCAGCGAAACAGGCGCAUACCUUCUCGGUCUUCGCGAUUGA